Blepharisma stoltei is the source of this 1107-nucleotide messenger RNA. The record is from the annotation of a GenBank genome assembly. Lineage: Eukaryota; Ciliophora; Heterotrichea; Heterotrichida; Blepharismidae.
AUGGGCUGCUGUCAUGACCGUGAAGUAAAUUAUAACUAGGAACGAGGCCCUGGACAAUACCAAAGGAAAAACCAUAGAAGGGUGAUAUUAAAACGUGACUAUGACCUCGACACUAUGAAAGAUCAAGAGACAAUGAUCAUAAAAGAACAUUCAGACAUAUCCAUGUCAAUUGAAAUAACCGAACCAGAUGAUGAAAAGUACUUACGAGCUCAGCUAGAAGUCUAUAAAGUUAACGGCGAAUGAGGCCAAAUAGCGAAAAUGAUAUCAAAUCGAACAGAAAUAACUGAAGCUAAAAUCUAUAUAAGCUGGGCUGAAAAACCAAAAACGAUUGGAAGCUUAGCAAUUGCUUAUUUAUGCAAAGAAUGCAAAAAUGAUCCAAAAGCCAUUGCACCAUAUGUAGAAAAAGAUUUACCUUUAUUACUGGCAAGCAUAAAGAUGGGAACUGAUGACCUCAGAGAAAAUUCGCUUUUGCUGCUUUUUUACUUUGUGGAUGUAGCUUCAGAAGAGUCAAUUACAAAACUAUUGAAAUUAAAACAAUUUACUAUGAAUUUCCUAUGAAUAAUUGCAUGUUUCACUAAAAGAUAUAUUAAUAUAUCCUUCCUGACUCAUAAAUAUAUAAUAAUAUUAUUCUAGCUAUUUUCUUUAUUUUUUAAAAAUCUCAUUAUUUUUUACGUUAAGUGCCUAUCACCUUAUUCUACAGGCAAAUCAAGGAAAAUCAGUAUAAAUAUAUUCAAUGCUUUGGUAAGAUGGUUUUUAUGCUCCAAAGCUGAGUUAAGACAUAUAUCAGCCGAUAUAUGCGCUAAAAUUUAUAGAGGACGAAGAGCAGCUCAAGAAGCAUUUUUAAAUGAGCAAGGAGCGUUUAAGCUUGUACAAUUAAUUGCAUGAAGCUCAGAUCAAGAAGAUGUUCUUUUAGAUCUGCUUGGAUAUUUGAUUGAUUUAAUGCAGGACGAAAAUGAUGACCCAGUGCUAGAAAAUAUAGGAAAAGUCCACGAAUGUAUGGUAUGGGAUAUUAUAAGGAAUAUUGAUACUACAGAAAAGUCACAAGAACUAAUGGAGCAGCUUGACGCUGUAAUAAGGCUAUUAUCGUUUCAAGGAGGAUAUUCAUAA